Labeo rohita (rohu) is the source of this 1108-nucleotide messenger RNA. RefSeq names its product GTPase IMAP family member 7. Gene Ontology annotation, molecular function: GTP binding. The transcript is spliced from 2 exons. The record is from RefSeq and is a predicted model, not a curated record. The coding region runs from base 64 to 783 and encodes 239 amino acids. Lineage: Eukaryota; Metazoa; Chordata; Actinopteri; Cypriniformes; Cyprinidae.
UCUGAUCUUCUGAAAUCCUUGAAGGAGCCACACAACCAGCAGAGAAUCAUUAACAGCAUUAGAAUGAAUCAGGAGAUACGCAUAGUUUUGGUUGGUAAAACAGGUGCUGGCAAGAGUGCUACAGGAAAUACCAUUCUUGGUGAGAAGAUAUUUCAUGCAGAGUCAAGAGCUUCAUCAAUCACUAAAGAGUGUCAGUUUGAAUCACGGAUGAUAAAUGGAAGGCAGGUUUGUGUUGUGGACACUCCUGGUCUAUAUAACACAAAACUGUCUAAUGAAGAAGUCUUAAAAGAGGUUGUGAAUUGCAUCAAACUUGCAGCUCCAGGUCCUCAUGUCUUUCUUCUUGUAAUGGCUAUUGGGCGCUUCACUAAAGAAGAGAAAAACACCAAUGAUUUGAUUCAUGCAGUCUUUGGCCAAGCAGUGCUCAACCACAUGAUGGUCUUGUUCACUAGGGCAGAUGAUCUUGAAGAAUGGACAUUUGAAGAUUACAUUAAGGAGAGACCAGAGCUAAAACAAGUGAUAAAUGCAUGCAGAGGGAAUUACCAUGUAUUCAACAAUAGAGAGAAGUCAGACCGUACACAGGUUGAUGAGUUCAUGGGGAAGAUUGUAGCCAUGAUAAAACAGAAUCAUAACAGCUACUACAGCCACCACAUGUUUACAAUGGCACAAUUACUCAACAGUGCUAGGAGAACCACAAAGGAAAAGGACAAAAUUAUUGCUGACCUAGUAAAGGAAAUAAAAGCCUUACAAAAAGAAACAGACAAGUCAUCUUGCAGCAUACUAUAGUAUACUUGAGUAUAAGAUGUCCGCAUCUCAUAAAAUGUAUGAAAAGUCAGAAGAGAAUGUUAUAUUCUAACAGUUCAUGUUUUAUUUAUCGUGUUGUUUUUCUUUUAGAUUUUUGUGAACAUAUAUGUAUAAUUUAUUUACUUACUUAUUUAUUUAAUUAUCAGAUUAAAGAUGUCCAGAUAAUCUGCUUAAUAUACUAGGAAUUUGAUUGGGGUUAGAAGUUUACAGACAUUAUUGUUGUAUUAUUAGUUGUUAACAGUAACCAUGUUUGUUUUGUCAUUUUUAAUUUUGUUAUCUCCAGUUAUAUUUUGCUUUUUAUUUUAGA